ACAAACAACUAGAAAUAUCUAGCACUGGCAGCAACUCCUCUUACAGGACUCCAACCAAUGGCGUUUGAACACAGUGAUUGCUGUACUGAGAGCCAGCGUCAAUCCAGAACCACAGCCUGCUAUGUCGACAAAACCAUACCUCCAUUAUAAUCAUAUAUAAUCAUAUAAUAAUAGGACGAAGGCAGCUUUGACAUCAUCCAUUUCGACGAUUUGAUUUUCAUCUCGCCGCCGAUUGGCCAGAGCAUGUCUUGGCAGGUGGUCUAUCCCGCUCGCUAUUCCAUAAACGGCAGGCGGUGUGAGAGACCCAGUAUAAUUUUUCCUCAGCCCGAAAUCAAAAUAUGAAUUCCUGCUGUGAUUGAAGGUCCUUGGUACAGGCAUAGGCAAGGCCAGGAUUCUCUGACGGGGGACUGUUACAGGAGCCUAUUCCCGUGAAAAUGUCGGACCAUCAUUCCAAAAGACGGAAACUGAACGACACGGAUGUUACGGUCACAGAUCGAGACCAAUCUAAACAAACCGGUGUGCAAGAAAGCAACCAUGGCUCUGACAAGCCUACAGCUCAAUCAUCUUUCCCAGAACGGUCACAGAGGCGAGAAAGUCGUUUCCUAUCAGGCCAAGCCGCAGAAAUAGGGAAAGCAACAGGGCUAUCCAAGUCGGCCCUCUUCAAGCUUCAAACCGACGAGCUGCUUGCCGAGCUCAGGCCGAAUUACGAUGACUAUGUCUCGCAUAUUCAAAGUGUUUUGCGAAAGGUUAAAGACACAAUAUACCAAACUCCCAGUCGCUUGGAAACUCAACCAUGCGUUGCUCAGAAGGAAAUGCGAAAUGCAUAUAAAAUCAUCGUGCCAUUUCCACACCCGACUCCUGACGAAAGCUCCCGAUACCCGAUGUCAUUCCUCCCUCCGACUGAUGUGAAUGUUGUUGGAAGUCUAUAUCUGCGCGCAGGAAUGCACGCGACCGAGGUUCUGAUCGUUGACUUGGCCGUGACUAUGCCCUCGGCCAUUUUCCAACCAAAAGACUUUCGAAAUUACCGAUACUUUCAUAAACGAGCUUACUAUAUUGCAUGCAUUGCUGCCAGUCUACAAAAGGGGAAUUUUCCAUUUACACUGCACUACAGCCAUCAGGAUGGAGAUAGCUUGCGCCCCAUUAUCGUCAUGGAGCCUUCCGAAGAUAAACCGAGCAAUUCAUUCCUCCAUCCAUUCCGUAUCCGUAUCGUAACAACUGUCGACGAUGACGCUUUCCCUCUUUCACAUACUCUUCCACAUAAGAACAACAUUCGAAAUACGACCUCAGAUGAUCAACAAUCGCCCGGUGAGGAGAAAUUGGGCUUAUUCUACAAUGCUGCGCUACGAUCUGAUAUCACAGUUGUGCAAUAUCAGAAGUGGCUCCAAUCUGCAAUGAAAAAAAAUGAGUCUAUGAGAGAUGCGUGCACACUUGGACAGAUAUGGCUGCAACAACGAGGCUUUGGGUCUUCAUUAGAGAACGGAGGCUUCGGUAGCUUUGAGUGGAUGGUCCUCCUGGGUCUUUUGUUCGAGGGCGGCGGUGCCAGCGGUAAACCUGUUCUCAUGUCUUCCUACAGCGGCUACCAAAUAUUUAAAGCGACACUACAAUUUUUAUCCGCAAGAGACCUCACACACCCUCUGUCUCUAUUCACUAACGACGUGAAAUUUCCCGCUGGAGAACCCGUCCUAUACGACGGCAAAAGAGGAUUGAACAUAUUAUACAAGAUGACGGCCUGGUCGUACAAGUUGCUUCGUCACGAAUGCAAACUAGCUUUGUCUCUUCUCAAUGAUCCACUAUUUGAUAAUUUCAAUAAGGUCUUCAUUCUUCAAACUGACGACCCGAUGUUGAAAUUUGACCGCUUAGUGCGCCUUACCCCUCCGCAGAAACCUGUUGGGUCGUUAUCUCUUCUUGGAUACCAGAAUCAUGUCAACAACAUAUUAGAAAGAUCACUGGGCGACAGAGUAAAGGCCAUUCACAUUUGGACAAAAUCUCCAUCAUCCUGGAAGCUCACUUCGGAUAGAGCAAAUCGAGUGCUCCAAGAUCAUAUCUAUAUCGGGCUGCAACUGGAUCCUGAGAAUACUGACCGUCUCAUCGACCAUGGACCCUCGGUGGAGAUGCAGGAUGAGGCUCAAUCGUACCGAGAAUUUUGGGGUGAAAAGGCAGAGCUGAGACGGUUUCGAGACGGAAGGAUCCUCGAAAGUCUAGUAUGGUCAGAAGAAGAGCCUGUGGUAGACCAAAUCUUGGUUUACGCACUCUGUCGUCACCUAGAAAUUCCCAGAGAAUCAAUUAGUUGCAUUGGAGGUGAAUUCGACAAGGCAUUGCAGCGGUUUUCGCGUUUUCAUAGCCACACGCCUGCUCUGUUUCAAAAAUUCCACGAUGCUUUUCAAUCUCUGCAGUCAUCUCUCCAAAAUAUGGACGAUAUCCCUCUGUCGAUUAGACAACUUCUGCCCGCCAGCGCCGCCUUGAGAAACACUGCCAUUGCUUUGGGGCCUGAUGGUAUAGAGAGAAUACCCGUGGACAUCAUCCUUCAACUUGAAAGCUCUGCCAAAUGGCCCGACAACUUGGUUGGUAUUCAGAUGACAAAAGUAGCCUUCCUCGAACGAAUCGGUGAUCUGCUUAAGGAAAACGAUGCUAUUCAGUCGUUCAGAGUCGGUCUUGAGAAUGAAAGUAGACCCUUGAUGAAUCAAGCCUUUCUGGAUAUUAUACAUACAAGUGGACUAAUUUUUCGGUUGAGAAUUCACCAUGAUCGAGAAGCGACAUUACUUGAGCGGAAGCUCAAGGAAGGAAAUACCAAUGGUCGCCUGAAAGAAAAUGCUGCAGCCGCACUCUCCGAAUAUAAAAAGGUAUUCGUUCAAUCUCCCCGCCUGACACAGACGAUCAAAACCCUUUCUACACGAUCUCCACUCUUAUCACCUACAAUCCGCCUCAUGAAACACUGGUUCAACUCUCAACUUCUCUCGUACGUUACGGAAGAGUUCGUGGAACUUAUCACUAUAAACUCCUUUGUCUCACUUCAUCCCUGGGAUCCACCAUCAAGCUUAAUGAGCGGAUUCUACCGGACUCUCACGCUACUAUCAAAGUGGAACUGGCAACAAGAGCCGCUUAUCUUGAACAUGGGGGGCCUUGAUUCCAGCGAUAUAAAGACAAUCGAAACCCGGUUUUUAGCCUGGCGAAACAUCGACCCUGCAAUGAAAAAGGUUGCCAUGGUCAUUGCAUCCGAUAUUGACCAAGAAGGCGUUACAUGGACACUCAAUGAACGCCCACCCAAGGUUGUAGCCAGCCACAUCUCGCGAUUAGCGCAGGCAGCCGUCGAGGCACUCAGUAAACAGCCAGAUGAUGUCCCUCUCGACAGUCUUUUCAAACCACGUUUAGCGUCCUACGAUUUCCUGAUCUAUCUCGACCAGAAACAGGUUAAUGCUAGCAGCAAGAAUGCAGUCAAAUUUAAAAACCUCAGUUUGCCAGCGGCAGACGUGUCUCAGUUGCAGAAUAUUGGCAGAUUGUAUCUUGACGAACUGAAAGUUCUUUUUGGGAAUUGUGCGCUUUUCUUCUACAAUAAUGAUCAAUGUGCAGUUAUCGCAGGCCUUUGGAAGCCGGAUUCUGCCACACCUAAAUCUUUUAGUCUUAGAGCUGCCUAUUCGACCAGCCCGGCUGCCGAUGUGAAAACGGACCAGGAUCUUGGAGUAGUCCUUAACAAGAAGUCUAUUCUCAAUGAGAUUGCAAGACUAGGAGGGCCCUUGGUUCAUAGAAUUGAAUGCAGAGGGAAUUAAAUAGGAGGGCGUGUUUAAAGUAUCAACAAUGUAUGACAUUUAUAAAAGUAU
Molecule: messenger RNA, 3815 nt
Organism: Talaromyces proteolyticus
Lineage: Eukaryota; Fungi; Ascomycota; Eurotiomycetes; Eurotiales; Trichocomaceae
Product: pre-rRNA processing protein Utp22
Exons: 1
Coding region: 435-3764 (1109 amino acids)
Biological process (GO): tRNA export from nucleus; rRNA processing
Cellular component (GO): UTP-C complex; CURI complex; small-subunit processome
Source: RefSeq, a predicted model, not a curated record